Messenger RNA from Protomyces lactucae-debilis, 1619 nucleotides. RefSeq names its product fungal-specific transcription factor domain-containing protein. NCBI's taxonomy places the organism in Eukaryota, Fungi, Ascomycota, Taphrinomycetes, Taphrinales, Protomycetaceae. Gene Ontology annotation, biological process: positive regulation of transcription by RNA polymerase II. Gene Ontology annotation, molecular function: transcription cis-regulatory region binding; DNA-binding transcription factor activity. The transcript has 2 exons. Bases 325 to 1593 code for a protein of 422 amino acids. The record is from RefSeq and is a predicted model, not a curated record. Gene Ontology annotation, cellular component: nucleus.
UCCAGCAGAAUGCUGAUCUUAUGGCCGUUAGGCGUUGGUGCAGUCAGGAGCUCGAUGGACAUCUUGGGAGUGGUGGUUGUUGGCAGUGGAUUGAGUGGAGCCGAAUUCAGAUUGCGACAUCGAAACCCGAGAUCCAGAUACAAGCACAUCAUCAAAGUGCAACCCUGAUAGAAGCCAGCAGAGGGGACAUGGCCGCGGCGCCUGUAUCUAUAGACGUCGCGGUCACAGAGGGGACUGUUCCGGUGAAACCACCAGGACUCGGGAAGCGUGGGCCAAAGAGCCGCUCAGGCUGCCGCAUGUGCAAGCUGAGGAGAGUUCGCUGCGAUGAAGUCAGGCAAGCCGAUAUGUAACAAUUGUUUUAAAAGAGGCACAGACUCUGAGUGCAGCUACAAGGCAAUCAGGCGAUCAGGACCAUUCACGCCAGGCGAUGCAAGACAUGUUGAUGAUGCGGGGCCAAUCGGCAGUCCUGGACAGCUACUCAGCUACUACUUUGCGCACGUCGCUGAUGUCUUUUCCAUCUUCCAUGGUAAAGACAAUCCAUUUGCGAUGAAACUACGUGAACUUGUGCAAGAUUCACCGCCCCUGACUUUUGUGAUCCAGUGCAUGAGUGCCUUCAUCAUGUCUGCAAAGGAUCCAAGUCUACAUGAUAUGCUCGCAAAAGGCUUAGCUCUACAACAGCAGUCAUUCCUUGCUCUCCAAGAUGCACUCGGACAAGAAGACCAUGCGCAGAGUGACGCAACCUUUGCAUCAGUCAUCCUGCUAGGCCUUUCUGAAUCCUGGGAGGUACAGCGCAAGAACUCGAGUGGACUGCAUCAUCUGUUUGCAGCAAAGCAGUUGCUCAUUGAACGGUAUGCGCAGAUUGACAAGAUGCCACCGCCUGCCACCUACUUGACGAGCAUGUUGCUCUACUGGGACACGCUUGUCUGUGUGCACAAUGAUACACGCUAUGAUUCACGAUACCUGGCCGCUUUGCAACAAGCUUACAGUCAAGCUCAUCUUCAGCCGCUUGACUCGAUCAUCGGAAUCAACUACACGCUCUUUCUCAUCAUCCAGGACGUCCUGCAGCUUACACGCCAAACAGAUGUAAGUAUAGAACAAAUUCACCAACAAUGUCGAGCACUCGCAGGAUGGGAGCAAACUCUAUCGCCCCAGCAGCUCUCGCAGGUCGAGGGCAAGCUGGGUCCAACGUGCAAGCUAGAGCACGUCCUGCUUUGCGGAGAAGUAUGGCGACAAGCGACGCUUGUCUUGAUUCAUCGUCAUUGGGCACCUAUGUUAGGCACGACCGAUGAAGCACUCACAGAGAUGGCAAGCGCUGGUCUUCAGCUAUUACGGAGUAUCCCGGACGCUUCAAGUGUUUGUGUGCGAGACAUGUUUCCCCUGGCAGUACUGGCGCCGGAUAUCAAGGAUUAUACAGACCGGGCCUUCAUUACAUCUCGGUAUCAGGCACUGUACGAAGCCAUCAAGAUUGCCUACAUCAAGGAUAUCAGCGAUUAUUUGACGGAGUUGUGGCAAUCGAUUGACACACGGGCACAUCGGUCAAAGGAGUGGUUGCAGCUCAUGGCGGAUCGGUCCUUUACGCCGUUGCUUGGCUAGCAGGCCUUUCUACAUGUACAGCUAGA